AUGAAAAUUAAUAAAAAGAACUACUCUAUUGUAAAAUUGUAAAAUUAUUAUUAGUUUUUAAUGUGGUUUAUUGAUUUAUUUUUAAUUCUAAAUUUCUUAGUUUUUUUAAGGUUAAUUUUAAUGAAAUAAUUUAAGCUCAAGGUUAUUUGUUUUAGCAGCCAAUGUUUUCAAUCCAAUCACAUCCUCUAUAAUGUUUGCACAUAUAAAAUUAAUCAAUUUCAUUACAAGCAGUUGUGUAGCAGUUUAAAUUAGUAGCAUCCCAUACGCAGGUAGACUGUUCUGUGCAUGAAAUUUAAUCAUUGUAAUUAUGACAUUGAGUUACUAUUUUAUACUCUAUUUUCAUUAUUUCAACACAAGUUUCUUCUAAAGUCCACUCACACAAAUGAUUAAAUUAGCACUAAACGCGAUUUCUUCCUUAGCAUGAUGUAAACUAAGCAGUAACAGAAGAAAGAAUGA
Messenger RNA from Tetrahymena thermophila SB210, 456 nucleotides. Its product is annotated as transmembrane protein, putative. The transcript has a single exon. NCBI's taxonomy places the organism in Eukaryota, Ciliophora, Oligohymenophorea, Hymenostomatida, Tetrahymenidae. The record is from RefSeq and is a predicted model, not a curated record.